Messenger RNA from Symbiodinium natans, 354 nucleotides. NCBI's taxonomy places the organism in Eukaryota, Dinophyceae, Suessiales, Symbiodiniaceae. The record is from the annotation of a GenBank genome assembly.
AUGACUGCGAAGAGUUGUCAUGAGGCAGCCAACGGCUUCCCCAACGCAGGGCGCUUGCUUUUGGUUGAUUCAGCCUUGGACAAGAUCGCAUGGCUGCAGGACGCCAUCAGUUUGGAUCCUCAUCGUCGGCCCGUUCUUUUGGUCGAUGACCUAACGCGAGGACAUCAUUUGGCACAGGCUGUCCCAGAUGAGAAGAUGCGCUCGGCCUUACAAGCCCUUCGCUUGGAGCAUGAGGUUUUUGACCCUCAGACCAGCGAUUGGGCAAGACUUGCCGAGCGCCUGCUGUCAAGAGCUUCCGAGAUGCGCACGACUCGGAGUCGCCCAGCUGCGCCGGCCGUCCUUUGCUACGACUGA